This is a messenger RNA of Colias croceus (clouded yellow), 930 nucleotides long. RefSeq names its product centromere-associated protein E-like. The transcript has 3 exons. Lineage: Eukaryota; Metazoa; Arthropoda; Insecta; Lepidoptera; Pieridae. Gene Ontology annotation, biological process: spermatid development; meiotic cell cycle. The coding region runs from base 190 to 825 and encodes 211 amino acids. Gene Ontology annotation, cellular component: synaptonemal complex. The record is from RefSeq and is a predicted model, not a curated record.
AAAUCAAGACUAAAUACGAUUUUUUUUUAAACGUAGAAUAUUAAAAUAGGCGGGAAUCCUAAAUUUUAUUCGCGGUUGUUUGUCGUGUUUUUUUUAUCUUUCGUUAUAAAAGUUAUAGCAGUUGGAGGCUUUUGUGUUUAUUGUUUAUUACCUUUUAUACCUUUAUUUAUUAAUUAAGGUUUCAUUAAAAUGACAAGCGUUAAAAAGAAUAUUAAAUCUAAGUUUGUACCAGACGAUAUAAGUGAUUUUUUAAAUAAGUCACAAUUUUUGAAAGACUCACCCAAAAAUAAAAAGCCCCAAAAGCGCCAAAAGAUUGAUCAAGGUGAUGAAAAUGUGCCAAAUAUUUUGGAAUAUAAUGCCCAAAAUUCUAAGAAAAAGAAAAUUCACCAAGAAACUGAAGUUUGUGGUGAAUCUAGACAAAAAAUACUCAAUAUAAUGAAUUGCCAAUUAGAGGCAAGAAAAAAAAUUAAUGAAAAUCUUCAAAAAAGUUUAAAUGAAGUGAUAAACCACUUAGAAAAUGAUUAUAAUGUUUUAAAAGAAAAUGAACAGAAAUUAGAGCACCUGACUACCUCAUUUAUGAAAUGUAUGCAACAAGCAAAUGCAGCUCACAAACAAAAAUUGAGAGCAUUUAAGGAAAUUCAGAUGACUUUUAAAAAAGAAUGUGAUGAUUUAGAAGCAGAACACAAAUCUGAAUUGGCAAAGUUGGCCGAAGAAUUAGAAGAAGACAUCAAUAAGUUAAAGCAAAAGCUUAUAUCUGAAACAAAAAGAAAUGGAUGGGAAACUUUGCGUAGAUCUUUCUUUCAAGCAAUGCAGAAUGAUUUUUAGUUUAAUUUUUAAUGAAUAAAGUUCUUUGCUUAUAUUUUUUUUUUUAUUCUUUAUUUCUAACAUGUGAUACAUUUUUUUAAAUGUAUAAUGGUUUAUAACUGUAGA